AUGAAGAAGUCAACAAGAGGACUGAAAUCUCAACAACAUGAUAAUGUCAAAUUUGGUAUUAUUGACAUUCUUCAAAUCAUUGGCGGUUUAAUCUUUUUAAAUGCAUUUUUAUCAUGGUGGUUUACUUCUACAUCAACAUGGGGGUAUAAAGGGAAAUGGAUUGAUUCAGAGUAUUUGAAAUUAAGAAUCACUAAUAACUAUGUCAAUUUAACUAUUGAUGAACUUUCCUUGUAUAAUGGAUCAGAUCCCAAAUUGCCUGUCUAUAUAGGUAUCAAUGGUAAGGUCUAUGAUGUUAGUCGCUCAAGAGGUGUAUACGGGCCUGAGGGAACAUACGGAUUUUUUAGUGGAAAAGAUGCAGCCCGUGCAUUUGUGACAGGAUGUUUUAGUAAGCAAGAUGAGUUCACCUAUGACCUAAGAGGAUUAGAUCCAGAUGAGGCCAUGCAUGAUAUUGAAAGUUGGCAAAGAUUUUUUGAAACCAACUCUAAGUAUUGGUAUGUGGGCAUUGUUCAACAUGAAGAUCUAGUGGGUGAACCACCAUCUCCUUGUGAUCAUAUGAAAUUUCCGACAUACUAUAACCAUUAG
Molecule: messenger RNA, 582 nt
Organism: Debaryomyces fabryi
Lineage: Eukaryota; Fungi; Ascomycota; Pichiomycetes; Serinales; Debaryomycetaceae
Exons: 1
Coding region: 1-582 (193 amino acids)
Cellular component (GO): endomembrane system; membrane
Source: RefSeq, a predicted model, not a curated record